This is a messenger RNA of Tripterygium wilfordii, 1760 nucleotides long. RefSeq lists its product as uncharacterized. Bases 99 to 1256 code for a protein of 385 amino acids. The record is from RefSeq and is a predicted model, not a curated record. Lineage: Eukaryota; Viridiplantae; Streptophyta; Magnoliopsida; Celastrales; Celastraceae. The transcript has 8 exons.
GGCUACCAUUUGUGUGGCUCAGAUUCAGUGAUGCCAUCUACAAUGUCUAUCCAAGAAGCCCGAAGUCGUCAUUCUGAUUGAUUAGCCCAACAAAGCAAAUGGCCACCGCGCAACUUGCUGACCAAAUUUCCCGGCCAAACCCAGCCUUGUGCGUCACCUCCCGUCGGCUAAGCGCCCCUGGUAAAUCCCCCACUAACUCCUGCUCCUUCAAAACCAAAACCAAACAGAAAGCCUUUAGAACUGACCGAAAUUUGAAGUGGGCUCUCAGGCUUAGCCUGGUGGAGCCAAGGCCAACUGUGGACGUGAAGCAGUUGGUGGACUUCUUGUACGAUGAUCUUCCGCACCUGUUCGAUGAUCAAGGCAUCGACCGGAGGGCGUACGAUGAGCAAGUGAAGUUCAGGGACCCAAUUACCAAACAUGAUACCAUAACUGGCUAUCUUUUCAACAUUUCCCUCUUGAAGAUUCUCUUCAGACCCGACUUCUACUUGCACUGGGUUAAGCAGACAGGACCUUAUGAAUUAACUACAAGAUGGACUAUGGUGAUGAAGUUUAUCCUUCUGCCAUAUAAACCAGAGCUGAUCUUUACAGGAACUUCUGUAAUGGGCAUCAACCCAGAGACUGGGAAGUUUUGCAGUCACGUGGAUUUUUGGGAUUCAAUAAAGAGAAAUGAAUAUUUUUCUUUAGAAGGAUUGUGGGAUGUAUUUAAGCAGUUGCGGAUUUACAAGACUCCAGAGUUGGAAUCCCCAAAAUAUCAGAUACUUAAGAGGACUGCUGAUUAUGAGGUAAGAAGGUACAGUUCAUUUAUAGUGGUUGAAACAAAUGGGGACAAACUAGCGGGGUCAACUGGCUUUAAUGAUGUUGCCGGGUAUAUUUUUGGAAAGAACUCUAAAGGGGAGAAGAUACCCAUGACUACUCCUGUUUUCACGCAGGCACUUGAUGCCGAGCUAUCCAAAGUGUCCAUUCAGAUUGUUCUUCCAUUGGACACAGAUAUAAGCUGUCUCCCAGAUCCUAAUCAACAAUCAAUUGGUUUAAGAAAGGUGGAAGGAGGCAUUGCAGCAGUAUUGAAGUUCAGUGGAAAACCCACUGAGGAUAUCACUCUUGAGAAAGAGAAAGCAUUGCGGUCUAGUCUUAUUAGAGAUGGUCUUAGACCUCAGAUGGGUUGUUUGCUUGCUCGCUACAACGAUCCAGGGCGAACAUGGAGCUUUAUAAUGAGGAAUGAAGUUCUUAUUUGGCUUGAGGAGUUCAAGUUGGAUUGAUGUGUUAACUAUAUCCAUCUGCUGACUGGAGUGCCCUGUUGAUUGUUCUCCAGACCUUGAAGUUACCACGAGGACUUAAGUUUCAAUGAAUUAUCAUCAACGAUUGAUCGGUACAGGCAUGUAUAAGGAUGGAAAAAAGAAUAGCAAAAGAACAGUAAAUUUACCCUAAUUUGUUCACUUUUACUUCUUGUUGUAGUAAGAUUGAUAAUUUUGAUUAUCAUUCUUUCUUCUUUUGCUUGUUAAGAUCACUAGAAUUAGGCGUCUAAACCACCUGAAACUGUUGUAGUCACAACUGAUAUAUGUUUUUUCAGUUUCUUAUUAAACCAACUGUGGUUCUCGGCAGACUAAUAUGUCAGCCUGAGCCGGGUUUUGAGUUGAAAAUGGAUCAGUUCUCACAGAAUCUGGUUGCAGUUUAUUGUCAGUUCCGGGUCAAGUAAUAAUAUUUUUGCAGAAAUCUCUUGUAUCCCCUACAAAGAUAAGAUAUCGUUUGAAGCAUUAGAUACA